This is a messenger RNA of Drosophila obscura, 385 nucleotides long. RefSeq lists its product as uncharacterized. The coding region runs from base 1 to 339 and encodes 112 amino acids. The record is from RefSeq and is a predicted model, not a curated record. NCBI's taxonomy places the organism in Eukaryota, Metazoa, Arthropoda, Insecta, Diptera, Drosophilidae. The transcript has 2 exons.
AUGAACCUCCUGUCGCCUCUGUUGCUGCUUUUCAUUGCCGGCUGUGCCGUGGCAAAGGUAUUGCCCAGCAACGGUGAUCUCAGCAUUGAUCAGCAUGGACAACGGGUGUAUAAGGAUCAGGUGGAAGACGACAAGUGCCACUAUCACUGCCCGGAAAGGGAUCCUUCCGUAUGCUCUUCGAACGGACAGUGCCUGCUGAAGUUUGAGAGCCGCUGCAGUAUGGCCGCCUACAACUGCCGAAAUCCCCAGAAGCCCUUCAGCAUUGUGGAAGAUCACCGCUGCACCAAGGACUGGGAGCCCAUGUGCUUGGAGUCGGACCUCAAAGAGUUUGGGUUGUAACGACGGUUUUGGCUAUGAGGUUGCAGCAUUAAAGGAAUAAAUACAU